Messenger RNA from Striga hermonthica, 810 nucleotides. The record is from the annotation of a GenBank genome assembly. Lineage: Eukaryota; Viridiplantae; Streptophyta; Magnoliopsida; Lamiales; Orobanchaceae.
AUGGACUCGAUAGCUUCGCCGCCGGACCCAAAGAGCAGCGAUACGCACGCCAUUAUCAGUCCCCUUCUCAUCUCCAUUGUCGGCAUAGCAGCCGCCUCCACCGCAAUCGUAUUCUACCACAUGCUCCUCAUCAAGUACUGCCUCCGGCGAGGCGGCCGCCAAUCCGCUGCCGGAAUUCCUAACCCGGCCGCCGCCGGAGUCGACGAGAGGGUCCUGAAAUCGAUUCCGAUCCNNUUCUCCGCCGCGCGGCGCGUGAACGCAGGCGCCGAGGGCGAGUGCGCCGUAUGCCUAGGGGAUCUGAAGGACGACGACCGGGUCCGGCUGGUCCCCGGGUGUGCCCACGCGUUCCACGUGCCGUGCAUCGACCGGUGGCUCGCCGCGCGCGCCAGCUGCCCGCUGUGCCGGUCGCCGGUAGUCGAGCCGGAUGGAUCAGAUCCGUCCGUCAGGGCGCAGAUCUCGGAUCUGGAGGCGGCGGUGGCGGCGGAGUUGGGGAGGCCGCGGCCGUCUGGUUUGAUUCGCCACUGGUCAGCGUCGCUGGCGGGGAGGUCGCGGCAGUCUGGUCUGAUUCGCCACGUGUCAGCGUCGCUGGCGGGGGCAGAUCCGGCACCGUCGCAGCCGCGUGAGGCAACGAGGCUGAAUCGGUCGCGGUCGAUGGAUUCGUCGCUGGUGCGGAUCGGCCGCCGGAGUGCCGAUUGUUCGGGUACUCUGUCUAAUCUGAGGCAUCUGGAUCGAGUUUCAUCGCGGCUGCGCCGGUCGUUUUCGCGUCUGCGCGUGGGGAAAGCCGGUCGUGGCCCUAUUCUUCCUUACUGA